This is a messenger RNA of Zymoseptoria tritici IPO323, 1757 nucleotides long. RefSeq lists its product as uncharacterized. Lineage: Eukaryota; Fungi; Ascomycota; Dothideomycetes; Mycosphaerellales; Mycosphaerellaceae. The transcript is spliced from 6 exons. Gene Ontology annotation, biological process: secondary metabolic process. The record is from RefSeq and is a predicted model, not a curated record. The coding region runs from base 78 to 1757 and encodes 559 amino acids. Gene Ontology annotation, molecular function: CoA-ligase activity.
CCAGAUUCAAGAUCAUUCCGGAGUAAAAGCGGUAUCCUCGAUCAAGCCUCGACUACUAUCUUCUCAACACCGCCGCGAUGCCUUGGAAAUCAAGAUGGCAUUUGGACAUCCCGCCAUGCUCCCUGCCAACAUACCUAUUCGGGUCAGCCACGGCGCAAUUGGAUGACAAGCCCGUGAUCAUCGAUGGCGAGCAACCGGAGUACAACCUCUCCCUGCAUUCAUACCGAGAAUGGAGCAAACGACUGGCUGUGGGGUUGAAGAGAGCCGGCUUCAAGCCCGGUGACCGCCUGCUGUUAUUCAGCGGUAACACGAUAUUUUUCAGCGUCGUACAGUUCGCAACGAUUAUGGCGGGAGGCAUCUUCACGGGUGCCAAUCCUACCUACGUGGCUCGCGAGGUUGCAUACCAGCUCAAGGACUCCGGUGCAACGUUCUUCAUCGUCGGCGAAGCCAAUCUCGAUGCCGGACUCGCGGCGGCAAAGGAGGUCGACCUGCCCCUCGAUAGAGUGUUCUCCUUCGACAACGGCAUCCCAGCGUUCGAUGGCAAGGCGCAAGGCGCAGGCGGCCUCAAGUCUUGGACUUCGCUCGUUGCGUCUCCCCAAGACGGCGCCAGUUUCAAGUGGGAGGAGUUCAAGACCCAUGAGCAGAUGAACAGGUGCUGUGUCCUCAAUUAUUCGAGCGGCACGACUGGUUUACCGAAAGGCGUCGAGCUUUCGCAUUACAACUACGUCGCCAACUGCAUGCAGGUGAUCUACGUGUAUCAGUUGAAGAGCGACUACAAGGACUGGCAAAAGCGAGCGCGAGGCAUUGCUUUCCUGCCGAUGUACCACGCUUACGGACAGACUUAUGCUGGCAUCAAUUACCCGAAGAUGGGCGUUCCCCAGUACUUGAUGCGAAAGUUUGAUCUCAUCACGCUGUGCCAGUGGAUCGAGAAGUACAAGGUCACGGGCUUAUCUGCGGUGCCUCCGAUUGUCGUCGCUUUGACGAAACGACCGGAAGUCAAGAGUUUCGAUCUGAGCUCACUGGAAGAGGUUGGCUCGGGCGCUGCACCACUCGCCAAAGAGACAACCGCCGAGUUUGAGGCAAAGUUUCAGGGCAAAGUCAAGGUCAAGCAGGGAUGGGGCAUGUCCGAGGUGACCUGCUCCGCCAUGGGCUGGGAACCCGACAUGGAAGCCCUCAGCGGCGCCGUCGGCGAACUCAACCCUAACGUCGAAGCUCAAAUCGUCGACGACAACGAAAAGGAAGUGCCCAUCGGCGAGCGCGGCGAACUUUGGGUGCGCGGACCCAACAUCUGCGUCGGAUACUGGCGUAAACCCGAGGAGACGGACAAGACGUUCGCCCCGGGACGGUGGUUGAAGACGGGUGAUAUUGCUUAUCGCAAUGAGGACGGUUUCCUGUGGAUUGUGGAUCGCAAGAAGGAGCUCAUCAAAGUCAAGGGCCUGCAAGUGGCACCGGCGGAGUUAGAGGGACUACUGCUGGAUCAUCCGGAGGUCGACGAUGUGGCUGUUGUGGGCGUGACGAUCAAUGGCGAUGAAGCGCCGAGGGCGUACGCGGUCGUCAAAGAAGGUUCGAAGGCGACGCCGAAGGAGAUCGCAGAGUGGAUGGCGGAGAGAGUGUCGCGGCAUAAGCGUUUGACCGGCGGUGUGGUAUUGGUCAAGGAGAUUCCGAAGAACCCGUCUGGAAAGCUGUUGCGAAAGGAGCUUCGUGAGCGUGCGGCGAAGGAGAUUGGUGAUGGGUCGGGUCUACAGAGCAAGCUGUAA